This is a messenger RNA of Mollisia scopiformis, 423 nucleotides long. RefSeq lists its product as uncharacterized. The transcript has a single exon. The record is from RefSeq and is a predicted model, not a curated record. NCBI's taxonomy places the organism in Eukaryota, Fungi, Ascomycota, Leotiomycetes, Helotiales, Mollisiaceae. The coding region runs from base 89 to 334 and encodes 81 amino acids.
CACCAAUGGCAAAGCGUCAAGCAUAAUUUCCCUGAUUGUCAAAUCUUUCAUCGUCUCCGAAUGAAGUCAUUUCUCCGUUCCCAAAUCAAUGUCACUCAAGGAUUCAUGCAGCACAAUAACAAUGAUCCCGAGAUCUGAGCAGGAUCUGACUACAAGAUACUGUUUCCGAUUUUGCCUGUGUCCGCCGACUUGUUGUUGUUCGGCUGCAUUCAAAUAUCAGCCACGUUCUACUUGCAAUAGUCCUCGAUGUAUUCAAAUCUUAAGCUCAUCUGAUACUUUCAAGUCGCCAUUGCGGCAUCUCAUACCUGUCACCGUGCGGAGACGGUGUGGCUAAAUACCUUCACGAAAUUGGUCAUCCUUUUCGGGACCACAGGCACUCGGGACCACCAAAUCUCGCGUCUUCUUCUUCACUUCACAAAGUUG